UUAAUGUUAUAAUUUUUAGUGAUAAUAUUGCAACAGUUUAUAAUUGAACGAAUUUUUAACGUUUUUUAAAAUUUUACCUGAAAAAUUUAUCAGUGGUUUUUAAUUUAUAAAAUAAAUGUGUAUUUUACGUUAAAGUGUCUGCUUUUUAUUUAUACAAAUUAAUGUAUAAAUAAUAUACAGGGUCAAUGUGACCCUAUAUAAAUGAGGAGUCUUUACGUUGUCGGAUGUAUAAGCUUGGAUGUACCCGAGAACCUGUACUGCAAGGUCAUGACACCAGCCUUCUGUUACCUUGAAUGAUCAUUACAUUUAGUGCCUUAUCUGAAUUGAUUACCUGCAUGUACCGGCUCUAUAUAUAAAAAAAAAAAAAAAAAAAACUACGACUCAUUGAACCAAUUUUGUAAAUAACUUGCUGAUAAAACUAUUAGUAAUAUAAAAUUAUAUAAAUUGUAACACUCAUGGAUAUAUGCAUUACUAUUUAAAAAAGUUUAUUGAUCUUGAAUUAAAAAUUAAAAAAAAAAAAUAAGUAUUUAGUCACUUGAUAAUAAAUUAUAAUGAAUGUCGCCAAAUGAUGAUAUUGAUAGUAUAAAAUAAAAAAAAAAAAUAAUAGCCUCACAUGCAAUAAGAUAAUAAGAUGGAAAAAAAUACAACGAGUAUAUAUGUGGAUAUAUAUAGUGGAUAUAUGAUAUAUAAUAUUAUUAAGGGCUGACGAUAAAUAAAUAAAGGUUACAAUAAUAUUGAUGAUAAAAAAAUAAAAAAAUUAGAGAGAAUUAAAGACUGAAGGUUGAAUUGAAUUUUUAAAAAAAUAAAUAAAAACAAAAAGUAAGACAAUGGGUGAUAUAGUUGCUGCUGAUGAUUCUGUCAGUGACAAAAAGGGUUGUGUAAAACCGAUUAUUGACUGUCAAAAUAAUACAAAAAUAACAACAGAAAUUGAAUUAUUGGUCUCUUCGUCUACAUCUGGAGCUGGAGGGAAAGAGCUUGGUCAGCGAACUUUAAGGUCCUUGAAACGAGGAUUGGGAAGAAUAUGGAAAAGACACAGAGGCAAUGCCUCGAUCACUGAAUACGAUCCUUGUUACAAGGUCGCUUAUCUUGGCAAUGUUCUCACUGGAUGGGCCAAAGGUGAGGGCUGCGUUGAAAAGCCUAUUUCAACAUUGUGGCGUAAUUACGUCAGUAGCAACAGGCCAGACGUUACGAUGAGACUAACAGUUACAAAUGGUGGUUUGACGGCGACUACUAAGGAUCAUGGAUUAACCGAAUAUUGGGCCCAUCGCGUUACUUAUUGUGCCGCUCCUGUAUCACACCCCAGGCUCUUUGUAUGGAUUUAUAAGCACGAAGGGCGACGACUCAGGCCUGAAUUGAGAUGUCAUGCAGUCCUCUGCUCCAAAGAAUCCACCGCAAAAAGACUUGCAUCGAUAUUAAACACACGACUACAUCAAGCAUUAAUUGAAUUUCGUCGAGACAAAGUUUCACGACAAAAUGCCAGGCUCUCGUUGGCAAAUUCAGUUUAUGAAAAUCCCUCACUUCCACGUAGAAAAAUAUUACUGAGUACAGGUGGACAAAACUACAGGCCGCCUCUUGAAAGAUCUAAAAGCGCUCCAAAAUUAUCAGCCAUCGAAGAAGACUCGGUUGCUGAAGAAAUUGAGCAGAAGCGAUUACUUGAAGAAUUGAGGUCAUUGGAGAAUGUAGCACGUUGUUGGGAAGACCAGGAUGGUUGGCGAUUGGCACGACUGGUUGAUGCUUUGAAUCGUGCCGGCGCCUCAAGCGAAUAUUUGGACGAAAAUGCAAGUAUAUCAAGCGGAUGUGAAACAGCAAGUACGUCAAACAGCGAAGAGAGAGCUCUUGGUAUUGAUGAUCCCAAUAAUGGGAUUGUUGACCCCGAAUCACGAUCUGGGAUUUCUAGAAUUUUUAAUAGAAGAAGAGUAUUAUUUACCGAUUCUGAUCCUGAAGAUAUAAUACAAUCAUCAGCACCUUCCAAUAACGAUGUUAAAUCAGACAAUGAAUUUUGUUCAUCAUCAUUAUGCUCAUCAUCAUCAUCAACAUCAUCAUCAUCUUCUUCUUCUUCUUCUAAUUGUUGUUCAACUUCUUCUCCGUGUUCUUCCUUAUCGUCCUCUAGUUUAAUCGGUUGCUCAGUAGGAAAUAAAAGGUUUAUUAACUGUGGAAGAACUAUUGGUAACAGAAAAGUUUACUCAUCGAUUAUUGUUGGAGACGAUGAUGAUUUAAUGCCAGAAGAUAAUAAAAAAAGCAAAACAAUUAAUCAGUCUUCUAAUCCGGUAUUUGAAUUUGAAGAUAACCAAGUAUUUAAUGAGGUCGUCGACUACAGACCCCAUGGUGGAGAAAGUUCUGCUGGUGGAUUGGAAAAUACUAAAACCGGAAGGAGGAUAGAAGUGAAAGCAGCUUCACCAGAAACAAUCAUACCGCCAACAACACCACCAGACGAAUUAUAUUCAACUAAUCCUGCUGCUAAUGUUGCUGUUGUUGAUGAUGAUGAUGAUAAUGAUAAAACAGAUAAAUUAUUUAAAAAAAUAACAACAACUGUUAAAAAAAAAACAUCUUUUAUUACUCUUGAUUCUUUAGACGAAGAAGAAGCUGAUAGUGAUGAAAGUGGAUAUGUUGAAGCACCACCAAAGGCUCUUUUAGAUAUAAAUAACGAUUCUUCAUCAGAUAAAUUUAUUGAUAGUAACAAUGAUUUAUCAAAAAAAAAUAAUAUUCAAUCAGAUAAAAAUUAUUAUUUAUCAUCUAAUCAAGAUGAACCAUCACAAUUAUUAUUAAAUGAUAAUACUCGAUCAGAUGAAAAUAUCACUAAUAAAAUGAUAAAUAAUUGUAAUAAAAUUAUUCAAGACUCUAUUUUAAAACACAAAGAUAAUAAUGGUAAUAGGGAAAUAGUUGAUUAUAUAACUUGUCCAAUAUCUGAAACUAUUAAAAAACUAGCAAACGCAUCACUUAAAAAUUCUAAAUCUAUUGAUUUAUCAAAAAAUAAUUGUCUUAAAGCAUUGAAUACAUUUAGACAUACCAAAUCAUUUGAUGGAAUUAAAACACCGAUAAAUUAUGACAACGAAUCAUCUCCCAGUCUUGAUCAACGAAAGCAAUUACUCGCUAAACAAGGAGUUAAAGUUUAAAGUUUAAAUAAUUCAUUUUUUUUUUGUUUAUCAAUAUUUUUUUUAUAAGCAUUUUCUUUUUUUUUAUUAUUUAAAUAAUUUUCUGUUUUGUUAACUAGUCCAUUAAAAUCACUGCGUACUGGUGGAAUUGUCAAAAAAAGAAAAAAAAGAAAAAAAAAAAAUAUUUUAAUAAUAAAAUAAUAAUUGUUAUUAUUACUAUGAUAGCUAUAUACUAUAUACGUGUUAUGUGUAUCACAAGAUAUUUGAUCUCUGUAGAGAAAGAAAAUAACAAAAGAAUACUCAUUGAGUAUCAGCAAUAUAAUAAAAAAAAAGUAUAAAAAUUAAAUAAGCUAUUAAAAUGGAACAAAAUUGUUGUUUGUUAUA
Messenger RNA from Cotesia glomerata, 3476 nucleotides. RefSeq lists its product as uncharacterized. The record is from RefSeq and is a predicted model, not a curated record. The transcript is spliced from 6 exons. Bases 828 to 3113 code for a protein of 761 amino acids. NCBI's taxonomy places the organism in Eukaryota, Metazoa, Arthropoda, Insecta, Hymenoptera, Braconidae.